Messenger RNA from Penaeus indicus, 937 nucleotides. Its product is annotated as ATP-dependent RNA helicase A-like. Lineage: Eukaryota; Metazoa; Arthropoda; Malacostraca; Decapoda; Penaeidae. The transcript has 2 exons. Bases 10 to 789 code for a protein of 259 amino acids. The record is from RefSeq and is a predicted model, not a curated record.
CAUCUCACCAUGAAGGUCUUGGUUCUUCUUUUAUUAUCUGUGGCAUCUGCGUCAGCGGAUCUACGCGGCUACAACCUGCCAACCCCUACCGACCCGUUUUUAGGUGGAUGCAGUCCCGGGCAAGUGCGACAUGUGGAUGGUAGAUGCGUGACUCCGAGAGAAAACAGAAGAGUGUUCUUGUAUGAAGUUCCUUCGAACGUGGUGUUCAACGGCGCUCCAGUCAACGUCCCCGAGCCAACAGUGGAAACCAACAUCGUGCUCAUCCGAACGCCCGAAGGAUUACAGGGACCUGAUCCCGUGGUCGUGCCUCCUCCGAGACAACAGCACGUGGUGUACGUGCUCAACAAACAGUCUGAACACGACCAGAGGGUGAUCGAGGUGACAGCACCACCGCCAUCCGAUCCUGAAGUUUACUUUGUGAACUACGCUGAAGGCGAGAACCCAACUCUUCCUAGCGGAGUGGAUUUACAGAGCGCUCUGGGUGCUGCUACUCAAGGCGGCGGUCAGGUGAUCGGCGACAGCGGCUCUGGUGUCGGGGGAGUCGUAGGCGGUGGUAUUAGUGGCGGUAUCGGAGGUGGCAGCGGCGGAAGCAUUAGUUUGGGAGGAGACGGAGGAUUCGGAGGCAGCAGUGGCUUCAGCAGCUUCGGAGGAAGCAGUGGAUUUGGAGGCAGUGGCAGUUUUGGAUCCGGAAGUGGAUUCGGUGGAUUUGGAGGUGGUUCGGGAGGCGGCAGCAUCAGUGGAAGCUACACUCCACCAACCCAGCCCCCAAACCUGUACACUUCUCCAUGAAAUCUAUUUCAGAAGUACCUGCUUAACUUCGAAGUUAAUCAAACUGAUGUGAUGUAGCUAUGCAAACAUCAGUUUUAUGCACAUUAUUUAAACUCAUCUAACUUAUACGUGCAAAAUGGCUGGUAUAAUAAAAAUAAAAUAUAAUGUC